This is a messenger RNA of Paramecium pentaurelia, 1927 nucleotides long. NCBI's taxonomy places the organism in Eukaryota, Ciliophora, Oligohymenophorea, Peniculida, Parameciidae. The record is from the annotation of a GenBank genome assembly.
AUGGAUGACACUAUUUAAGAAUCAGCUUACUUACUCAGCAUAGCUUAUCUACUAUUGGGUUUGAUUUUUAUUUUUCUGGCAUUAUAUAGUAUACCAUGUCUUUGGAAGGCUUGGAAAUGUAGACAAUUCUUCCCAAAAAUUUUUUAUCUGUCUAUAUUAGCAAUUUGCUGUGAUCAAGCUGCAUACUAGCUGCUCUAUUUAUAUGAAGUAUUUAGAACUUAUUUCAAAGGUCAUUACAGCAAUAAAGAAAGAAAAAGAUGAUAAAUCAUAAACUGAAUCAUUCCGCAUAAUUUUCUUUCAAACUAUAUAUGUCCCAGAUGCUAUCUUUUUUGUGAUUUAUUUUUCAUUAUUUUGGCAGUUCUUAAUAAUGAUGCAUCAUGGUAGAAUUAGAACUGGAAGCAUUUAAGUUGGUAUCAAAGUUAUUAAUAUCAAGGUAAAAGGAACUGGAAUCCAGAAUAAGCAAAUUCUAAAGUUCGUUUAAUAUUAUACCUCUAUAUAAUAGGUUAAGCUAUUGUUAUUUGGUAAUUCAUGGCUUAGGAACUAUCACCAAAAGCUAUAAUGAUAUGUGAUAUAGCUGUUAAUGCUUCUGUGCCUAUUAUUGUUGUAAUAAUGGUUUUGUACUUAAAUAUUAAAUUUUCUGGAUCCCCUUUUGUUUCAAAUAAAUAUGAAAAGAGUAAUAAUAAAAUAUAACAAUUAUUAUGGAUUUGGAUUUUAUUAAGAAUUCCUUAAUUAGGUGUUAAUGUACUUGUGGUUAUUUACAAUGAUGAUUUAAUAGCUUUAAUGGGUGGUAAAUUAGAAGUAACUUUUAUUGAAUAACUAUUAUUGAUUUUAUUUAUAGUUGGAGAUAUUAUAAUUGUUUAAAUUAUUCCUGUUUUAAUGGCAAUGUCUAAUAGUUUUUUGAGUGCAUUAUUACUUGAUCAUAAUAAAAUUAAUUAAUUUAUUAGUGUAGAAGCAUUUUAAGGUGAAAUGAAUCUUUAAUAAUAAACAUAGGGAGGAACAAUUCCACUUAAAAAUAAUCCUAGAGAUUACUCUUUAUUUAUUGAUUUAAAAUUAAGUGAUUUAGAAAUUAAUGAAAAAUAAUUCUAUAAAAAAUAUAAUGGAUUUGGGGAAAUUAAAACUUCAACAAUUAAGAGUAACACUAAAAAAUAUGCAAUAAGAGUUAUAUAAUUUAAAGAAUUAAGUUCUUUUUUAAUUGAUGAAACAAAAUAAGAAAUCCAAUAGAUUAAUAACAUUAAAAAGGGAUAUAAAAUUCUUUGGUUUAAUUUUAGUGAAUCAAGUAUGUAUCUAUUAUCUAAAUUCUAUCCAAAUUCAAAUUUAAAUAAUUUUAUUCAUAAAAACACAGAUAUUGGAUCUGCACAAAUUAAAGAUAUUACUACUUCCUACACAAAUAAAUAAUUAUUAAUUAGAGUUAAUAUUGCUACUGAUCUCAUUAAGGCAAUUUAAAAUUUACAUGAUUAAAAUGUAAUUCAUGGGCAUCUAAACUCAAAUAAUAUUUUAUUUACAGAUAAAUUUAAAAUAAAAAUUGUAGAUUAUGGAUUAAGAGCAAUAAAAAAAUAUGCUAGUUUAGUUAAUGGAUAUUGCAAUAAGAAUGGAUUUACAGCUCCUGAAUGUUUAAAUGAUAGGGGAAAUGUAGUUUCUCAUUCUGCAAUUAAAGAAUCAGAUAUAUAUUCAUUUGGAAUGAUUCUAUAUCAAUUAUUUACAGAAACUAUACCAUUUUAUGUAUUUAUUUAAUCUUAAGUAGAAUAUGCCACAAAAAGACAUUGUCUAACUAGUUAAAGAAUAGUAAUCUAGACCCAAAAUUCCAGAAUCACUUAAUACAAAUAUAGCAACUUUAAUAAGAUGCUGUUGGUAAUAAGAUCCAUUGAAAAGACCAAAUAUAAAUUAGAUUCUAAUAACUUUGAAAUAAAUAUCCGAAAACUUAGAAUGA